UGCGCAGGCGGAAGUCCCGGAUUGAGGCGCCGCCAUUUUUGCUGCCCGGACGCGGAGCGAGAGGGUGAGAGUCGGAGACGCUAUCCGCUUCCAUCCGACGCGCAGACCCUGCCGGAGCCGCUGCCGCUAUGGAUGAUCGGGAGGAUCUCGUGUACCAGGCGAAGCUGGCCGAGCAGGCUGAGCGAUACGACGAAAUGGUGGAAUCAAUGAAGAAAGUAGCAGGGAUGGAUGUGGAGCUGACAGUGGAAGAAAGAAACCUCCUAUCUGUUGCAUAUAAAAAUGUGAUUGGAGCUAGAAGAGCCUCGUGGAGAAUAAUCAGCAGCAUUGAACAGAAAGAAGAAAACAAAGGAGGAGAGGAGAAGCUAAAAAUGAUCCGGGAGUACCGGCAGAUGGUUGAGACUGAGCUAAAGUUAAUUUGCUGUGACAUUCUGGAUGUACUGGACAAACACCUCAUCCCAGCAGCUAACACGGGCGAGUCCAAGGUUUUCUAUUAUAAAAUGAAAGGGGACUACCACAGGUAUCUGGCUGAAUUUGCCACAGGAAAUGACAGGAAGGAGGCUGCAGAGAACAGCCUAGUGGCUUACAAAGCGGCAAGUGAUAUUGCAAUGACAGAACUUCCACCAACGCAUCCUAUUCGUUUAGGUCUUGCUCUCAACUUUUCUGUAUUCUACUAUGAAAUCCUUAAUUCCCCCGACCGUGCCUGCAGGUUGGCAAAAGCAGCUUUUGAUGAUGCAAUUGCAGAACUGGAUACACUGAGUGAAGAAAGCUAUAAGGACUCUACACUUAUCAUGCAGUUGUUACGUGAUAAUCUGACACUAUGGACUUCAGACAUGCAGGGCGACGGUGAAGAGCAGAAUAAAGAAGCGCUGCAGGAUGUGGAAGAUGAAAAUCAGUGAGACAAAAGCCAACGAGAGAAACCAUCUCCGACCGCCCCUCCCCACCCCUGGAGAUCCCCAUUGUCACUGAGAACCACAAAUCUGACUUUUACAUUUGGUCUCAGUUUAGGUUCUUACCCUGGUUUUUUGUUUUGUUUUCUUUUUUUUUUUUUUAAACAGUUUUCAAAAGUUCUUAAAAGGCAAGAGUGAAUUUCUGUGGAUUUUACUGGUCCCAGCUUUAGGUUCUUUAAGACACUAACAGGACUGCAUAGAGGCUUUUUCAGCAUGACUGUAUUGUCUCCAUGCCAGCUGUCACCAUAGAAACGGAAGUUCCAUUGGAAAGCCAUUAGACUUCUAGGUAAUGCAGCCGAGAGGUGAAGCACAUAGAGGCAUAUGUAGGAUCUUUCCUCUUUGGAAAUGUUUAAAUCAGCCUUGCUCCAAUGUUUAAACUUAAUCAGAUGUUAGCUCGAGGAGUUUGUUUGUAAAAGUGUUUCAAACUCUGCUAAAGUGUUGCUGACAAGCAUGGUGCUGGUAACAGUUCAACAAUCCGUGGCUGCUCAUUCUUGCCUCCUCUUCCUCUCCCUGAAGCAGGUUAGCAUUGAAGGUGGUAUGGAAAAGCCUGCAUGCGUGUUCAGUUCUUUGUUUCUUCUCCUUUCCUCUCCCCUGCCCUCCCUCCUCCCCUCCUUCGCUCGCUCAGCCUCUUUUGUUCAGUAUGUGUAACUUGAAGCUAAUUUGUACUACUGGAUAUCUGACUGGAGCCACAGAUACAGAAUCUGUAUUGUUCUUACUGAAACACAGCAUGGAAUUAACAUUAAACUUAAAUAAAAACAAACCUAAAUUAAAAAUGCCAAA
Molecule: messenger RNA, 1727 nt
Organism: Ochotona curzoniae (black-lipped pika)
Lineage: Eukaryota; Metazoa; Chordata; Mammalia; Lagomorpha; Ochotonidae
Gene: YWHAE
Product: tyrosine 3-monooxygenase/tryptophan 5-monooxygenase activation protein epsilon
Exons: 6
Coding region: 129-896 (255 amino acids)
Biological process (GO): signal transduction
Cellular component (GO): cytoplasm
Source: RefSeq, a predicted model, not a curated record